Messenger RNA from Colletotrichum karsti, 2253 nucleotides. RefSeq lists its product as uncharacterized. NCBI's taxonomy places the organism in Eukaryota, Fungi, Ascomycota, Sordariomycetes, Glomerellales, Glomerellaceae. Bases 1 to 2253 code for a protein of 750 amino acids. The transcript has a single exon. The record is from RefSeq and is a predicted model, not a curated record.
AUGGCCCAUGACGCUCCGCAUCGAAGCCAGAGCCGCAACUCGGACGAUGUGUCGCUGGCAUCAAUUCCGGCUCCCACCCCGGGUAUUGCUUCGGUGGCAGCCAUCAGGCGAAAACCACUCAACCGGCCUAGUCCCACCGACGUUCCCGACGAUGCGAAUCCCCGUUCGCCGUCGCUGAAAACAACGAGCAAUAUUGGCUACACGAACAUACGCGGAUCCGACAAGCCGUCAGAGAAAGAAGCGGCCCCCAAACGCCCGCCGGUAAUGAGGUACUGGUCGUUGGAACUGGCGUCUCUGGCUCUGGCAAUUGGACUCAUGGCGGCCAUGCUGGGGAUUCUCAUCCGCGCAGAUGGCAGACCGACCAGCGACUGGUCAUUCCCGAUCAACAUCAACUCGCUCAUCGCUAUACUCUCAACCAUAUACAGGGCCUUGUUGUUAGGCAUCGCGACGGAGGUCAUUUCGCAGUUCAAGUGGGUUUGGUUCUGGUCCAAGUCAUCACCGGCUCGACCCCUCAGCCAUUUCAGCGACUUUGACGAUGCGAGCCGUGGCAUAUGGGGUGCGCUGAAGCUUUGCAGAGUGGUGGCUACUCACAGCGUAUCAUCCUUGUUGGCAUUGAUCGUCAUUAUCUUGUCCUUUGCCGCUGGGCCGUUCAUCCAGCAAUCGAUCAAUGUCAUCACGCGGACAGACCAGCUGCCCGAGAGGAGAGCCUCCUUGCCCGUGUCCUAUAUGGUCGACGGAGGCGACUUGUGGUACCGCUCUUCCAUGAGCGGCGUCAUGGCGGAAUGGAACUUCCGCCCUCACGUCCGUGGCCUCGUCUACUCGGCGCUCUUCAACCCUGGUAGCAACGACACAAGCAUCGCCGCGGAGUGCUCCACCGGAAACUGCACAUUCUCGGCCCAACACUCGGCCGUGGAGGUACCGUCAUCAGCAGGAGACGUCACGCAUGCUUCCAUCGGAGUUUGCAGCUAUUGCAGCGACCUCAGCUCUCUUGUCACCGCUGUGAACGACACUCAUGUCGGAUUACCCAACGGCAUGGCCGUUAGUAUCAUCAAUCCGGAUGCCAUGCAGAUCAAAAACGACGACGACCUGUCUUGGGCCGAGGGUAUCAUCGACGACCAAAAGAUUUCACAGAUCAUUUGGGCCUUCGCCAACAUCACUAUCUUAACGAGAGGAGUCCCAGACGAUACGGACCCGAAGAACCUCAAAUAUGCAGAUCCCACAGCAUAUUCUGCCGUGUCGUGCUCUCUCGUGCCGUGUCUGAAGUCAUAUUCCGCUGCUAUCACCAACGGCAAGUUGACUGAGACGGUGGUCGAAACGAUGCCUAUGUAUCCGGACGGAAUUGACUACCCCGAGUCAGACCCAUACACGUUCUCGUCGGCUGCCAGCCCCCUCCCUCAAGUUGUCUGGAAUAUCACUGCUGUUCAAUCGCCCUGUCGCGUCAAUGGCUCCGUGUUCGACAUCAUCAAGGAGAAUCAGAACAGCAGCAUAACCGAUACCAAAGUCAGAAUUCUGUCUCCUUCAAAUGGGCCAGACUACCUCCCACAAAUGGUCCCAGGUUCCUGCACAUUCCGUAUGAGUGGCUUCAUAUACAGGAUGUUCAGUCAGCUUUACCAGAACGAGAUCUUCUCGGGCAGCUGUAGUUGGGAUCGCCGCCAAGGGGACGCCGUCGACUGCAGGAGCAAGUGGUGGCUAGGGCUGCUGUGGGAGCAGAAUAACGCAACAGUCGAGUCACUAACCACAAGGUUUUCAGACUUCGCCGAGUCGAUGACGAAUCAGUUCAGGUCCGGCUUGGCCAGGCAAGAGGGCACCGAGUCCCGGGUGUAUGGCAGGGCUCUGAUGGAUCUUACGUACAUUCAGAUCCAAUGGCCUUGGCUGAUCCUGCCUGCGGUGCUCCUCGUCAUCGAUAUCAUCUCAUUUGGCUGGGUUAUUCUGAGAGGCUUGAGGCAUAGGAAGGACGAGGUCGUCUGGAAAAGCCACUCUCUGCCACUGUUGUUUUACAAGGAAUUGUUCGUCACGUCGGAGGGUGCGAGGAUAGAACAGGGGGACUUGACCGGCAUUUCAGAUGCAGCAGAUGGGCGUCUAAUGACCACGUCUGAGAUGGAGGCGGUUUCCAAGAAGGUUAAGGUCAAGCUGCUACGAGGCGGGACUUCAGGUGCUUCUUCUGUGGAGGUGGCAUCUCGCACAGCCAGCCUGAGGCAAAGAAGCUUGCUCGAGCAGCCCUCAGAUAAUGAUACGUUGCUUGGACGGGUUUGA